Acaulospora colombiana is the source of this 1111-nucleotide messenger RNA. The record is from the annotation of a GenBank genome assembly. NCBI's taxonomy places the organism in Eukaryota, Fungi, Glomeromycota, Glomeromycetes, Diversisporales, Acaulosporaceae.
GCACCCGGUCUCUCUUGCCGUGAAAUGCGCCAGGAUGAAAUCACUAUUCAGGCGUAUGACUCGGCACUCGUCAACAGUGCCAACGGUUGGACCUUUUACGAUGCCCCAUACCAAUCGCAAGCGUCCCUCCAAUGGGGUCGUGAUUCCCUCAACUUUGGUCUCAGCUACGCCCCCAUGGUCAUGUUGACCACCGACUUUAUUCCCGUCACCGUCACCCAAUCUGGAACCGUCGCUGGUCAAUUCUGUCAAUUCGAAGACAAGUCGUAUCGCGCCUCGUUCUCGUAUGCCCAAGGCCAACGUUUCGUGUCGACCGCACCCGCUUCUUCGGACGCCUCUGGUUGCAAUAGUUCUCUAUCGGGAGACUGUGAAAAGUAUGGCACCAACGCAGUCGGCUUUGUCAGUGGCUUCACCUCUCCUCUGUACGGCUCCUUGGUAUGGACCGCCGCUGGUAUCAUCAACAAUGUCUCUGGCCUCUACGAAUUUGAAGACAUUAUCGAGUUUUCCAACGAUACGACGACCAAUACCAUCUCUCUCAUGGUCAAGGUUCCCAGUCUCGGCUCAAGCCUCGAAGAAUUGUUCGCUAAUGCGACGUUGGGCGCCAUGCUAUCGUUCGACCAGACUCAAAUAUCUGGUAUCACGAUUCAAGAGGGCAAUGCCUGGAUUUACGAUCGUCAGACUCUCUGGUACAUUUACGCCCCAGCGCUCGCAUUGGUAUUCCUUUGCAUCCUGUACGGUCUCUAUUGCAGCUGGAACAAUCCCAUCGAGAUGAAACGAGGUUUCAUCGACUUGUUGCUGGCCAUUCGUUCUGAUCAAAAGAAUGUCAAGAACACCAGCACCGCGGCGGUGAACCGUGCUCAGCGAAGGCCCCUCUUUACCCAACAGUCUAGCACCACCCUCGCCGGAAGCACUACGCAAAACAAACAACCCGAAACACCGUCUGAACGCCCUCCUUACUCUAGGUCUAGCUUUAGCCGUGACGGAACCGUUGGAAAUAACUUGUCAGGAUAUCUUUCCGACGAUAGUCUUCCUGACCAGGAUCGAAAUAAUGGUCAAAAGCGCGGUACAGCUGCCAAUGCAUCCAAACCACAACCGGAGGCCCGUGAAUCGAAUG